ACAUAUUAAAUAAUUCAGCCACACACCACUGCCGUGUACUGUUUGUUUUGUUCUCUUCUCGGUCACUCACAGAUUUGAGUCCCAGUUCGCACCAAAGUCGCUUUCACACUGAUUUCAUUCACCACCUGAAGUGUCAACAUGUCUACAGAGAAGUGUUUCGCCAAAGGAAGUGCUGCACCUGGUCCAGUGCCCAGCGACCACAUCAGACUUUACAGCAUGAGAUUCUGCCCCUUCGCCCACCGGACCAGAUUAGUGCUGAGUGCCAAAGGGAUCAAGCAUGACACCAUCAACAUUAAUCUGAAAAACAAACCUGAAUGGUUCCUUGAGAAGAAUCCUCUUGGCCUUGUCCCAACACUGGAGACUACCGCUGGCGAGGUGAUAUACGAGUCCCCCAUCACCUGUGACUACCUGGAUGAAGUUUACCCUGAGAAGAAGCUGCUUCCCUCCUCUCCUUUUGGUAAAGCUCAGCAGAGGAUGAUGCUGGAGCAUUUUUCCAAGGUAACACCAUACUUCUACAAGAUCCCAAUGGGGAGAAGGAAUGGUGACGAUGUCUCAGCACUUGAAGCUGAACUUAAAGAGAAGUUUGCCAAAUUAAAUGAGGACCUGGUUAAUAAGAAGACCAAGUUCUUUGCUGGUGACUCCAUCACAAUGAUCGACUACAUGAUGUGGCCGUGGUUCGAGAGGCUGGAGAUCUUUGAACUCAAACACUGCCUUGACGGCACACCUGAGCUGAAGAAGUGGACAGAGCGCAUGUUGGAGGACGCAGCUGUCAAAGCCACCAUGCACAGUUUGGACACGUACAAGGCCUUCUACAAGACUUUCAUCGAGGGGAAACCUGACUACGACUAUGGCCUGUAGAAAAGAAGUGAGCAAAACCCCAAACCUUAAACCGUCCCAUAUGUUAAAUCCUGUCUGUUUUUUUGUUUAUGGUUAUUUUGGAGUCAUGUCUGUUCUUCUAGAUUUGAUGUACAAGGAAAACAUACCAUAGCAAUGCCUUAAAAUGGGACACAGUAAGAAAGUUUUUAUUUGACAUUUUUUUGUUGUUUAAAAAAGAUAUAUGAACCAUAAUGGGAAUGAGGUACAGUGACGUCAGUAUGACUCAAGGUGUUUUCAAUGAUGCGGCACUUUUUCUAAUAAAAAUUGUAGAAGUAA
Molecule: messenger RNA, 1152 nt
Organism: Epinephelus fuscoguttatus (brown-marbled grouper)
Lineage: Eukaryota; Metazoa; Chordata; Actinopteri; Perciformes; Serranidae
Product: glutathione S-transferase omega-1-like
Exons: 6
Coding region: 139-858 (239 amino acids)
Biological process (GO): glutathione metabolic process
Cellular component (GO): cytoplasm
Molecular function (GO): glutathione dehydrogenase (ascorbate) activity; glutathione transferase activity
Source: RefSeq, a predicted model, not a curated record